Branchiostoma floridae (Florida lancelet) is the source of this 2548-nucleotide messenger RNA. RefSeq lists its product as uncharacterized. The coding region runs from base 468 to 1673 and encodes 401 amino acids. The record is from RefSeq and is a predicted model, not a curated record. The transcript has 6 exons. NCBI's taxonomy places the organism in Eukaryota, Metazoa, Chordata, Leptocardii, Amphioxiformes, Branchiostomatidae.
GCAAGUUGAGAUUUGGCGGGAACACGGCAGCCAAACGUGAUACAUCAACACUGUGGUUUAUCAUGCUAUUAGGUCCGCGGUGCUUAAAUUGAUAGCAUGUCCAACCCAGUAAGGUUUUACAAUAUUUACUUCAACUGCCUGUGGUAUCAAUAACAGACUUGCCAGAAUUAUAAUAAUUCAUUGUGGCCAUCUAGUUUAUUUGCUUUUGGAUGGGUGCGGGGCUGAACGCACGCGUCUGGAUUGCAUUACAUAGGGAUGUAGGGCGAGACUAUAUUAUGCUUGUGUUUGAUAACUCUGCUUCUUUUCUUUUUUAAUACUUGCGUAAGAUUCCAGCGAAGAAUCCCCUCUAAACGAUACAACAUAAUUUGAUAAAAAUGUAGCCUGCAAAGUGAACAUUUUAUGUUGCUAAAAUGAAUUUUUAUCGUUUUUAACACUUGCACAACGUAUGCGUGUAGUAUUGAGUUGGUAUGACCCGACCUGUGUGGACAACUGCGUGGAUUCCCCGGAGACUCGGUACUGCUUGCCGAUUGGCCGGGCAUGUUGGCAGCAUACGUCAUGCCACUUUGGGCGCCAAGAGCGAAUGUUUCAGUUACAGGCUGUUCCUGGCGCCAUACACAGGCAAGAAAAUGACUUCUUCGUCUUCUCUUCGAUUUGGGGGCGGCCUGCGCUUAGGACGCGAAGAGGAAGACGGAGAUUUCGACAGAAACAAGGCAAAUAGCACUGCUGUGGAUCUUGAGGGAGGAAAUGAUGAAAGCUUGUUUGAAAGUCCCGGUUCUCCCGAGCAGUUUUCCGCCCGCACCACCCCACCCAGGCGGCGAGGAGGAAAGACGGGAAAGGGGUCAAAACCUUAUCAUCGAGUCACAACUCCGAAAACAGUGCCAAGGACUGGAAGUCAGAUGCUAAGCAGAAAGUUGGAUGAUGUGCUGGCCAAUCAACAGGAAAUCUUAAAAGGGAUGGCCAAACUGCAACACAUGCUGGAAGAUGUCCAGCAGACAAAGGCAAAACAAAGAGGAGCAGCACAGCAGAAACUUGAAGUGUCUAAUGAUGUCCGGAAUCUGGUUAGACAAGGCUAUGACUAUGCAGUAAACACUCAGGGAAAAGCCAAGUGGAAUGGUGCCAAAGGAAUGACGGCCACCUCAGAAGCAAACAACGCUACAACUCAGGCUGUACUUGAGUUUGUGCAGGGGCUCCUCCCAGGAUAUGGAGACAAGAUUGGCAUGGUCAAAGCUGCUGUUACCACAUACUUUGGGAGUAAGAGAAAAGAAGAGAGGAGGGAAACAAAGGGCAAGAGCGAGAAACACAAGAAGCAGUGCUCUCGAAACACAAGGAUAGCCAAAAAACUGCAACAUCGCCUCAGCGCUCUGAGAGCAAAGACAUCAUAUGACCCAAGCAUCAAGCAGAAAGUACAGCGUGUACUCCUGACAGAGUAUAUGUCCUCAGAGGACUCCGGGGACUCUGAUGAGGAAGAAAAGACCUUCAAGACCAGGCCGAUUCCCUGGCAGUCAGACUUGUUUACAAGAUACAAGCGGGAGCUUGACUUUAAGUACAGCAAGAUGCAAACAGACUUAGCCAGGAGACAAUCUGUUAAGAGGGUCCCAGGCCCACCCUCAACCUCUAAGGUAAAAAAACCAAUCCUGUCUGAACAGGAUGAUUGGAUUUGUAAGCAACUUUAGAGGGUACAUAAUAUUCACGUACAGUUAUGGUUCAGGUCCAGAAGAUCAGGUCCUGACCUAAACCUGGACCUAAUUGUUUGUGAAAGCUGUUUAUGAAAGUUGAUAUAAUCUGUUCAUUUUCUAAUUGGUCAAAAAUCCAGUCUAGUGUGGGUUUCUUUGUCAGGUUCAUUUUUUAGAAAAUAUGGCUUUUGUACAAGGUACCAGUACCCACCCCUAUGUUAGGUAUAUAAACAUUUUUACAAUCAUGAUGUUAGGUUUAGAAGGAUGAAUAGGGUUGGUUUGUCAUGAGUUAUAAAUGACAAUGUAAUUCCGUCAAGUAGAAUUGUAAAAAGACUUUUAGUCAUAGAUUUUUAUUUGUAGAUUGUUCAGUGGCAGGAUACAUAACUAUCCAGGUGACAUGAAAUGGGACAGACAAAUAGUAUAUGGCAAAAGUAAUCAUGUACAUAAGUUCUAAAGCCUGUUUGUCUUCACAAUGACAUAUACUGAUAAUAAGAUUAGAUAGUGUGUGACGAUAAACUGCAUGUUACUUAAUUGAAUGUCAUUCAUGAUCAAUGUUCCUUGUAACUGUUUAGCUUGUAUACAAGACAAUUGAUCAAUGUCCAAUCAUACUAUGAACAUUAGUUUGUAAGAAAAGGUCACACUUGUAUAUGGCAAAACUAUAACAUUUAUCUGUUUACCCUUUAGAUAACCAAACUAGACCUUUGACCUCAAGUUUUUUUAAAAAUGUCGGUAAGACACUGCUCGUAUUGUCAAUACUCUGAUUGUACUGUUGCAUUCUGCAUGUUUUUAAAUGUAUGUAGUUCAGAAAUGUUGUGAAUCUUGGAAGAUUAGCCCAUUUGGGUUUCGUUAUAAAUAAAAUGAAAUGAAACUGUCAA